GACAAAUUCUACGGACAAACUUAACGGGCAAACUAAACGGGCAAACUAAACCAUCAAAACUUUACUUGAACCUCAAUCCAUUCAUUCAUUAUGGCUCAUGGAUCUCGGAGUUUUUAACUUUGAGCUCGUCCUUUCUCCACUCUACGGAUCUAAUAAAUAUUAUACUGUAAAUUAGAGAAUACAGAGGCUUAGAUGUCUCGGCAAAACGGCCUAAAGAUUGGUUUUGGAGAUCCGCAAGCUUCCUUCCCAAAGAACCCCACAACUCUAGUCCCCACGUUGGAAUUUUCUAUUUCCCCGAGAUCAUCACAACGCCUCGGGCAAACUACCCCUCAUUUCCGCUUAUUUGACCAAAUUUUAGCUCUAGAAUGGUGGGCCUUGUUUAGUUCCGCAUACUCGGGGUGCAUGAUCACUGCGGAGAAGGACCCUCGACCUAGGUUUGACACGAGGCCGAAAGAAAAACUGGGAACCGCCGCGUGCAGCAUGAUGUUCAUCAACUCAUUUAAUAAACAUAAGAUCCUCGUCUUCGGCCGUCUGGAUUCCUCAGUCAUCGGCCCUUGACCAAGUUCAAUUCUUCAGACACCGAUUCUUUUGGCCAUUUUGCUUCAUCGCUUCACUUGACUUGUCAUGGCGCCAGCUGCUGCGCAUACUGCUGAUGCCAUUAGGCCUCCUAUUGACAUCGACUCGAUUCCGCCUUUUUAUAAACGCAAGAAUGGAAUUCUUCUAUAUUUCCUCCUUACGUCGUCAUUAUUUUCGAGUAUGGCACUUGGUAUCGAUGGAUCAAUGACAAAUGGCAUGCAAGUCCUACAGACGUGGCAGGAUCGCUUUGGUCAUCCAGAAGGCUCAGCACUCGGAUUCUUUGGAGCCUCGACCGCUAUCGGCGGCGUGAUUCCUUUCAUUUUUUUUAACUGGGUGUCUGAUGUCUAUGGCAGAAGAUGGCCAACAUUCAUCGGUGGCAUAAUCAUCAUUGCUGGUGUCCUGGUUGAAUUCUUUGCUACCUCUUUGGACAUGUAUAUCGGCGGUAAGAUUGUCGUCGGCGUUGGCUCAUCAUUCAUCCAAAUGGGUGCCCCAGUCCUCGUCACCGAACUUUCCCACGUUAAAGAACGUGUCGGUGUUACAACUUUUUACAACACUGGUAUCGUGCUCGGAUACGCAGUCGGUGCCUGGGUUACAUUCGGCGCCUACCGCAUUCCUAGCCAGUGGGCAUGGCGUCUACCAACACUGAUCCAAGUCGUGCCGUCUGCUUAUCAAGUCGCUCUCAUCUGGUUCUGUCCCGAAUCUCCGCGCUGGCUGAUGGCCAAAGGCCGGCCCGAUGAGGCGCGUAAGAUCUUGAUCAAGUAUCAUGGCGAAGGACAGGAGACCUCACCGCUUGUAGCAUUUGAGAUGGAGGAGAUACAGCAGGCAAUUACAGAUGAUAAAGAGCGCAACAUGACGUGGAGAGAUUUUUUCAGCUCGAAAGGAAACUGGAAACGCAUUGCCCUCUGCAUGUGCACUGCCGUCUUCUCCCAAACUGCCGGUAACAGUCUGGUUUCUAACUACCUGACCCAAAUCCUCAAAGACACUGGGUUGAAGACCGAAUUCGAGAUCACUGUCGUCAACGCCUGCGUCACGAUGUGGCAGUGGGUCGUCUCUAUUGGCGUCACCGUCUUCAUCAACCGCUGGGGCCGGCGCAAAUUCUUCCUUACGGGCUCGGGCGGCUGCGUCAUUGUCUUCAUCGUCUGGACGAUUGCAUCCCAGCAGUACAUCGACAAGGGCAACCUUGCCUGCGGACGUCUCGUGCUCGCCUGUAUCUUCUUCUUCCAGCUGUUCUACACGAUCGCAUGGACGAAUCUUAUCGUAACGUACCCUCUAGAAAUCUCGUCACUGCGCAUGCGUGCCAAGACCUGGUCGCUGGUGCUCUUGACGAUUCAGGUCUCUAGUAUCUUCUCUGGAUAUGUCAACCCCAUUGGCUUGAAGAAUAUCAGCUGGAAGCUGUAUAUCUAUUAUGAUAUCUGGCUGGCGAUAAUCUUCUUGGUUGUGUACUUUUUCUUUGUCGAGACGGCGGGCCCGACGCUAGAGGAGUUGUCAUAUCUAUUCGACGGAAAGGAGGCGCAAGAGAAGGCGACUCUGGAAAUAAAGGAGAAAAAUGAGUUAAUAAACGAGGAGGGAACGGUGGCGAUGGAUGAAAAGGCAAAAGAUGUUUGAGUGGGGAAAUUUCGGGGGCUGUUUUAAAUAUUACGUGAUUGGGCAAUAUAAUCAAUCAAAUAAUGGAGGAUCCGUUACAUAAAUUCAAAGGCCUUGACUAGUGUUUGGCAGAUAGUAUACUUACAACGUAAGGUAAGUACUUAAACC
This is a messenger RNA of Pseudogymnoascus verrucosus, 2328 nucleotides long. RefSeq lists its product as uncharacterized. The transcript is spliced from 6 exons. Gene Ontology annotation, molecular function: carbohydrate:proton symporter activity. The record is from RefSeq and is a predicted model, not a curated record. The coding region runs from base 625 to 2181 and encodes 518 amino acids. Gene Ontology annotation, biological process: carbohydrate transport; transmembrane transport. Gene Ontology annotation, cellular component: membrane. NCBI's taxonomy places the organism in Eukaryota, Fungi, Ascomycota, Leotiomycetes, Thelebolales, Thelebolaceae.